ACGCCCGCCCCGGUUCGCUCUCGCGGGCGGACCCAGCGGCGGAAGUGGCGCCAUCGGCAGAUUGCCUUCCGCUCUGAGGCGCUGCCGGGGCCGCGGACCCGGACUGCGCCUGGGGCAGGAAGAGCCGGGGCGGCGGCUGACAUGGAGCAGCCUUGCCGCUGAGGCUCUGCCCUCCCUGCCCUGAGGUGGGGGCCCACCAGGAUGAACAAACCAUCCGGGGAGCCUGCCCGCGACUUGGAGUGCAGCCUGCCAGCCGUGGCCUCCCUUGGCUUGUCACUGUCUGGCAGCCAGAGCCUCUCAACGCACCUCCUCCCGCCACCUCCUGAGAAGCGCCGGGCCAUCUCUGAUGUCCGCCGCACCUUCUGUCUCUUUGUCACCUUCGACCUGCUCUUCAUCUCCCUGCUCUGGAUCAUUGAGCUGAAUACCAACACAGGUAUCCGGAAGAACCUGGAGCAGGAGAUCAUCCACUACAACUUUAAAACUUCCUUCUUUGACAUCUUUGUCCUGGCCUUCUUCCGCUUCUCGGGGCUGCUCCUGGGCUACGCUGUGCUGCGGCUCCGGCACUGGUGGGUGAUUGCGGUUACCACGCUGGUGUCCAGUGCAUUCCUCAUUGUCAAGGUCAUUCUCUCUGAGCUGCUCAGCAAAGGGGCAUUCGGCUACCUGCUCCCCAUCGUCUCCUUUGUCCUUGCCUGGUUGGAGACCUGGUUCCUUGACUUCAAAGUCCUACCCCAGGAGGCCGAAGAGGAGCGAUGGUAUCUUGCUGCCCAGGCUGCUGUCGCCCGCGGACCCCUACUCUUCUCCGGUGCUCUGUCCGAGGGCCAGUUCUAUUCACCUCCAGAAUCCUUUGCAGGUUCUGAUGAUGAAUCAGAGGAUGAAGUUGUCGGGAAGAAAAGCUUCUCUGCCCAGGAAUGGGAAUACAUCCGCCAGGGGAAGGAGGCCACAGCACUGGUGGACCAGAUCUUGGCCCAGGAGGAGAACUGGAAGUUCGAGAAGAAUAAUGAAUAUGGGGACACUGUGUACACCAUCGAGAUUCCCUUUCAUGGCAAGACAUUCAUCCUGAAGACUUUCCUGCCCUGCCCUGCGGAGCUGGUGUACCAGGAGGUGAUCCUGCAGCCCGAGAGGAUGGUGCUGUGGAACAAGACAGUGACUGCCUGCCAGAUCCUACAGCGAGUAGAAGACAACACCCUCGUCUCCUACGAUGUGUCUGCGGGGGCCGCGGGCGGUGUGGUCUCCCCAAGGGACUUUGUGAAUGUCCGACGCAUCGAGCGGCGCAGAGACCGAUACCUGUCAUCAGGCAUCGCCACCACCCACUGCACCAAGCCCCCAACACACAAAUACGUCAGGGGAGAGAAUGGUCCUGGGGGCUUCAUCGUGCUCAAGUCGGCCAGUAACCCCCGAGUCUGCACCUUCAUCUGGAUCCUUAAUACAGAUCUCAAGGGCCGCCUGCCCCGGUACCUCAUCCACCAGAGCCUUGCAGCCACCAUGUUUGAAUUUGCCUUCCACCUGCGGCAGCGCAUCGGAGAGCUGGGGGUCCGGGCAUAACCAUGCCCCCUCGCCACCCUGCGGGCCAGGGUCCUGUCGCCACAGCCUCCAGAGUCAGAGACAGGGGCCAGUUGGGUUUCCUGCUGCCCACAGAGGACCUGGCCUCACGCAGUGGGAAGAGGAAGUUUCCUCCCGUGGCAGCAUCUUGGUCCCAAGCCACCACCCUCCACCACGCUCUGCUGUGCCUGGGACCCAUGGCCGCGAGCAGGUUGUAGGGUCAAGCAUCUGGACACUGGGGCUCUGCCGCUGAGGCGAGUGGGGUCUGUCCUGCUGAUGUUUACAUGGCAUCCCUGCCUCCUGGGGGAGGAGAUCCGCUGUCUCCUCCCUAGCCAGGGGCAGGGUCUGGAAUGGGAGCCUCAGACUUGGUGGAGGAGGGCCAGGGUCCUGAGCAGGACGGAGGUAAGGGCAGGCUGUCACCAGUGUUAAGGUGCAGGAGCCCCUUCAUCUCCUGCUCUCUCAUCACGGUUUUUUAGGAUUAUUUAAAGGGUCUGGGACCUUUUUCCACAUGCACUUGUUUGGGGGCAGGUGAGGAUGGUGGGUGUUGGCAGUAAACCUCUGCCUCUCCCAGGUUCUCUCCCCUCCCCCCAAGGGCCUCCUUGGGGACCUUUGUAAUUUGAGCCAAUUAAAAA
Messenger RNA from Ceratotherium simum simum (southern white rhinoceros), 2171 nucleotides. It is a transcript of the gene STARD3, whose product is annotated as StAR related lipid transfer domain containing 3. The record is from RefSeq and is a predicted model, not a curated record. Gene Ontology annotation, cellular component: late endosome membrane; endoplasmic reticulum-endosome membrane contact site; late endosome. NCBI's taxonomy places the organism in Eukaryota, Metazoa, Chordata, Mammalia, Perissodactyla, Rhinocerotidae. Gene Ontology annotation, biological process: cholesterol transport. Gene Ontology annotation, molecular function: cholesterol binding; cholesterol transfer activity.